GAUAUCCAGCCCAACGCAGACUCCAGUCUGUCUAACAGGUGCUAGGUCCGAGAGGCAACCAACAACGAACCCUGGGGCGCGUCCUCAUCGCUGAUGCAGGAGAUUGCCAACGGCACAUUCAACUAUGCUACUCUUAACGAGAUCAUGCCUAUGAUUUACCGUCGAUUCACAGAAAAGUCCGCCGAAGAGUGGCGGCAAAUCUACAAAGCUCUUCAGCUUCUCGAGUUCCUUAUUAAGCACGGUUCCGAACGAGUCAUCGACGAUGCCCGCGGUCACAUCACACUCCUCAAGAUGCUUCGCCAGUUCCACUUUAUCGAUCAGAACGGAAAGGACCAAGGAAUCAACGUUCGCAACCGUGCCAAGGAAUUGGCCGAACUCCUAGGCGACGUCGAGCGGAUCCGAACGGAGCGCAAGAAGGCGCGGGCAACCAAGAACAAGUACACUGGUGUCGAAGGUGGAAUGAGUAUGGGAGGCGGUUUCUCGAGCGGGAGCGGCAGUCGUUAUGGAGGAUUCGGCAGCGAGCAGGGAGGCUACGGUGGCUACUCCGGAGGCGUCUACGGUGACGGUGGUGGAUUCGGCGGAGAGGAGAGCAACGACUACGGCAAAACACAGUCUCACGGCGACAAGUUUGAAGAGUACGACGAGGGUGAGGAUGACGUUCGUCCAGCUGCCAGCUCCUCGUCGUCUCGCUCCAAGAGACCAGAGCGGGCUGUCGCUGCCGCUCCCAAGACCGAGCCUCCCAAGAAGAAGGAGCCCGAAGUUGACCUCUUCUCCUUCGACGAUCCUGCGCCAGCUUCUAUGCCAGCCCCCGUUGCCCCAUCCAACGGGUCCGGUUUCGCCUCUCUGUCUGCUGCUCCGGUCGCCGCCAACGACGACGAUGACUUUGACGACUUCCAAUCCGCGCCCUCGGCUCCCGCAGCAGCCACUCCCAUGUCCCCUCCCGUCAUGACAGCCAACUCUGCCACAACUUUCGCCGCGCCCCAGCCGGUCUCCGCACCUCAACAGGCCAACAUCGGCAACAUGGUCAGCAUGUCUUCCAUGUCGCCCGCCCCGAGCGCCAACUACUCAGCUUUCAGCACGCCCGCUGUCGCCUCCCCCGCGGCACAGAUCAAGCCUAGUGGAUACCAGCCUUCAGGGCCCAACUACUUCGGCUCCGUUCAGACCGCGGUUCCGCAGGCUACUGGUGGCUCUUUCGCUUCUACUCCUGGUGCUGCGGCGGCGGCAAAGCCAGCUUCGGCUGCUGCUAAGCCGGCCGCUGCCGGUGGUGACGCCUUCGGCGCCCUGUGGUCACAGGCCAGCUCCGGUGUCAAGAAGACAAGCACACCCACCACUGGCCCGGCCUUGGGUCAGCUUGCGAAGGAGAAGAGCAGUGCUGGAAUCUGGGGCGCCCCUGCUGCGGCGUCGACACCGAAGCCAGCCGGAAACUCCUCCACCGGCGGAAACCACGGCCUGGACGACUUGCUUGGUUAAGCCUACAAUAAUGAUACAAAGACGCGGAGACGAAGACCUGGAGUGGAAGAGACGGGGCUCACCCAACCUUACAGCAUCACUGGCCAAGCAGCAACGCAAGCAAAGAGGCCGCCGCGGUGAUGGUAAGGCGAGACGACGUGUGCUGAUAGGCUUUUUUACCUAGGCGUAUCGGCAGGCAAAAGAAGACUGCAACACGUGAACCAUAUACUGAAAUUUCAAGCGAACCACAUUCAAUACUUAGGUCCUCAUGGAUUUUUUCACCUCGUGCAAUGUGACAUCAU
Molecule: messenger RNA, 1751 nt
Organism: Colletotrichum godetiae
Lineage: Eukaryota; Fungi; Ascomycota; Sordariomycetes; Glomerellales; Glomerellaceae
Exons: 2
Coding region: 94-1470 (458 amino acids)
Biological process (GO): Golgi to endosome transport; endocytosis
Cellular component (GO): clathrin vesicle coat; endosome; plasma membrane
Molecular function (GO): phospholipid binding; clathrin binding
Source: RefSeq, a predicted model, not a curated record